UAACCUGCGUGGCCAGCGGUCACCCGACACGGCCGGCCCCUGGUUUGGUUUGGUUUGGUUUGGUUACUUCUUCAGAGUCCUUUCUUCCUCCCCACACCACACUUUGGUGCUCGCUAGCUUCCCCCAGUUUGCUUAUAUACUCCGCUCCCCUGGCCGUGGGCGGGGGUCGAGUUCCUGAUCGUUCGAGGCUGGUUGUUUGUUGGUGUUGCAUGAGAGGGAUCGAGUGGGCGGCGGCGGGGAUGAGCUGCAACGGGUGCCGCGUGCUGCGCAAGGGUUGCAACGAGGCGUGCGUGCUCCGGCCAUGCCUGCACUGGAUCGAGGCCGCCGAGUCCCAGGGCCACGCCACCGUCUUCGUCGCCAAGUUCUUCGGCCGCGCCGGCCUCCUCUCCUUCCUCACCGCCGUCCCCGAGCCCCAGCGCCCUGCGGUGUUCCAGUCGCUGCUGUACGAGGCGGCGGGGCGGACGAUUAACCCGGUGAGCGGCGCGGUGGGGCUGCUCUGGUCGGGGAGCUGGCAGCUCUGCGAGGCGGCAGUCCAGACCGUGCUCCGCGGCGGCGCCAUCGGCCCGCUCCCGGACCUGGCCGGCGGCGUCCCGGAGGGCGGCGUCGGCGGCAGCGACCUCUUCGUCUCCUCCGCCAGGCGCGCCACCGCCGUGGGCUGCUCCACGUUCUCGACAGCCAAGCGGGUGAACACGACGACGACUAGAAGGCCUGGGAUGCCUCUACAGGCCGCGCCGGCCCACCAGCAGCUGCAGGACCCGUCCUGCGAUCUCGGGCUGUGGCUCAGCGGGCCCGGGUCGCCGUCGGUGGCGGCGGCGGGGAAGCGGGCCGGCACGCCGUCGAUGAGCUCCGACGACGACUCCGUGACCACCAGCGGCGGCGCCGGCGGCGGGAGGGAGCCUGAGCUGCUGAAUCUCUUCGUCUAGGACUACUACAAAAUUAACUUGCGUGCGUGUGUUCAUUAGUUUAUCGUCAUCGAGAGCAAACACCAGCCUCUCGGCGGUGUGUGUGUGCUGGAACUUAACCCCGGCGAACUUUUUGCUAGCCUCUCGCCGUCGGUCGAUUCCUUUUCGGGCGUGCAGGAACCGCCGGCUUGUAGAGAGUGGGGGGGGGGGACGGGCGACGACACACGCCGAGAUUAAGGGAGCGCUUUUGUUCCUUCUCCGAGUUCUUAAUUAGCACUACAGCGAUCGUUAAAUAAAAGGACACUAGUAUAAAGCUAAGCUUCCUCGCUCUGA
Molecule: messenger RNA, 1235 nt
Organism: Brachypodium distachyon (stiff brome)
Lineage: Eukaryota; Viridiplantae; Streptophyta; Magnoliopsida; Poales; Poaceae
Product: LOB domain-containing protein 37
Exons: 2
Coding region: 210-923 (237 amino acids)
Biological process (GO): regulation of gene expression
Source: RefSeq, a predicted model, not a curated record